AUGAGACUUCCCCCUCACAACCACCAAAUGGCCUUUCAAGCAGCAAAGCGCGACUUGCGCAAAAGGAUGCGCUCGGCGCUGUCGGCGCUGUCUACAACAUCUAUUAUUCAACAAUCUACCACUGCUACAACCAAGUUCCUGUCGCUGGCUGAAUACCAGAACGCCAAAAGCAUCGCGGUAUACCUUUCCAUGCCUAGCGGAGAACUUUCUACGACAGGUAUUGUGCGCGAUGCGUUGCAGAGUGGGAAACAAGUUUACAUCCCAUACAUUUAUACUAAAGACUCGGUUUCGGUGAUGGACAUGCUUGCGCUCAGAUCCAUGACGGAAUUUGAGUCACUCCAGCCAGAUAGAUGGGGCAUCCCGUCCCUUCAAGCUACACAAAUUGAAGGUCGCCAGAAUGGGUUGGCAGAGGGCUUAGAUCUGAUUGUGAUGCCGGGCAUGGCCUUCGAUCGCGGGUUCCGACGUCUGGGUCAUGGCAAAGGAUAUUAUGAUCAUUUUUUAACGCAAUAUUCGAAACAGACCAGCAAAAUGCCAUUCCUUGUUGCCCUAUCUCUCCAAGACCAAUUGCUCUCCGAGGAGAUUCCGGUGGUGGAUCAUGACUGGCUGGUCGAUGCAAUCGUAGUCGGCGAUGGUCAAUGCUUGGAUCGCGGGGUGUGCAAAUAG
Messenger RNA from Penicillium salamii, 663 nucleotides. Lineage: Eukaryota; Fungi; Ascomycota; Eurotiomycetes; Eurotiales; Aspergillaceae. The record is from the annotation of a GenBank genome assembly.